CUGUUGCAUUUCUCCUCUCAGAAUCUGCAAAUUUGACAAAAAAAUGUCACAAGGAGACACAAUACCUCUUAACUCGACAUCCCAACCGGACAUUGAUGAAAUCAAAAACCUCAUUUAUUCCCAUCCUUCUACUGUCCUUCUAGCUCGCCCUCCUUCUCCUCCUCGUGCUGCCAUCCCUAUUUCUUAUUCUCCUUUCAUGCCUUCCAAUAUUCGCCCUCCACCUCCCCCUACCGCCAAUCAGAAGAGGACACACGUCCCUUCCGUUCCCGCUCCUCCUCCGCUGCCUUCAUCAGCUCAACAGUCCAAUAUAGCCGCUAUGGGAUUCGGAUCUCCGCCAAAUACGCUUACGGAGCCUGUUUGGGAAAACGUCAAAAUAGAUCUCUCCAGAAUUAUUAGCAAUUUGAAGUUGGUGGUUUUCCCUAAUCCGUAUAGAGAAGAUCCGGAGAAAGCGCUUCGGGAUUGGGAUCUCUAGGGUCCUUUCUUCUUCAUUGUCUUCCUUGGUCUCACCUUGUCCUGGUCUGCUUCUGUU
Molecule: messenger RNA, 529 nt
Organism: Nicotiana tabacum (common tobacco)
Lineage: Eukaryota; Viridiplantae; Streptophyta; Magnoliopsida; Solanales; Solanaceae
Source: RefSeq, a predicted model, not a curated record